AUGGCUCACGUUCUCGCUACGGCACAGCCCCUCGCCCUCCUCAAGCGGCCACCACCACCAAAGGCCAGCUUCGGCGAUGGCAACGACAAGGCGCCAAAGGCCCGUCACGGGGAGUCCGAGUCGGACCCGGCGGUGGGUCUAGCCGUGGCGCGUCCCGAGUUCGGCGAGCAUGGCGGCGUGAACAUGUCCAUUGAGGCCUCAGCAACGUUCACAGUCAUGGAGCCGGACAUCCUGCGCCGGCUCUUCACAGGGGAGCUAGGCCCGGAGCGCGACCAACUGUACAUCUACAGCCGCCACUUCAAUCCGACGGUGCUAGCUCUGGGGCGGCAGAUGGCGGCCUUGGAGGGGACCGAGGCCGCCUACUGCACGGCGUCCGGCAUGUCGGCCAUCUCGUCCGUGCUGAUGCAGCUGGUGGGCGCUGGCGGGCACGUGGUGGCAUCGCGGUGUUUGUACGGCGGAACCCAUGCCCUGCUGUCCCAAUUCCUGCCGCGCACCUCGGGCGUGCACACGACGUUCGUGGACACGGACGACGAGGAGGCCGUACGCUCGGCCAUGAAGCCAGGGGAGACGCGGGUGGUGUUCGUGGAGACUAUGUCGAACCCGACACUUGCUGUUGCCGACAUCCCGAUGUUGGCGCGUUUGGCGUGCGAGGCCGGGGCCAAGCUGGUGGUGGACAACACCUUCACUCCCGUCGUCGUCUCGCCCGCGCGGCUAGGCGCCGACGUCGUCGUCCACAGCAUGUCAAAGUUCAUCAGCGGAGGCGCCGAUAUAAUCGCCGGUGCGAUCUGCGGUCCGGCGUGCCUGGUGAAAGCGAUGAUGGACCUGCAGGACGGUGCACUGAUGCUCCUGGGCCCCACAAUGAACGCUAAGGUGGCGUCCGAGCUUGCCGGGCGUCUUCCUCACCUGCCGCUACGAAUGCAGGAGCACUCGCGCCGCGCCGCCGAGUUCGCCACCCGGAUGCGCCGCCUGCGCCUCCAUGUUACGUACCCUGGCCUUCCGGACCACCCGCACCACGACCGGUUGUCCGCCAUGGGCAACCCGGGUUACGGCGCCGGUGGGAUGUUGUGCGUGGACAUGGGCACCGAAGAGCGGGCCAACAGCCUCAUGUACCACCUACAGAACAGCACCCGGUUCGGCCUCAUGGCCGUCAGCCUCGGCUACUACCAGACGCUCAUGUCUUGCUCCGGGAAUAGCACCAGCAGUGAGAUGGCGCCCGACGACCGCGCCCGCGCCGGCAUCUCCCCGGGCCUCAUUCGCAUGUCCAUUGGGUACAAUGGCACCCUGGACCAGCGCUGGGCGCAAUUCGAGCGCGCCGUCACCCUUAUGAAACAGGAGACCACCAGCGCUUCCGCAAGCAAGCUCAUCUGA
Messenger RNA from Triticum dicoccoides, 1368 nucleotides. Its product is annotated as methionine gamma-lyase-like. The transcript is spliced from 2 exons. Gene Ontology annotation, cellular component: cytoplasm. The record is from RefSeq and is a predicted model, not a curated record. Bases 1 to 1368 code for a protein of 455 amino acids. Gene Ontology annotation, biological process: transsulfuration. Gene Ontology annotation, molecular function: carbon-sulfur lyase activity; pyridoxal phosphate binding. Lineage: Eukaryota; Viridiplantae; Streptophyta; Magnoliopsida; Poales; Poaceae.